Molecule: messenger RNA, 7683 nt
Organism: Labeo rohita (rohu)
Lineage: Eukaryota; Metazoa; Chordata; Actinopteri; Cypriniformes; Cyprinidae
Product: KIAA0232 ortholog
Exons: 8
Coding region: 555-4532 (1325 amino acids)
Source: RefSeq, a predicted model, not a curated record
CAUGUUGGCUCAACCCGAACUGUCAUAUGAUGUUUAGAGAGAUAUGAUGCAGGCCCACCUUGAUCCAAAAUGUCGUCAGCUGCGUCCUAGCCCGAGUUAAGGACGUAACAUACUUUACCCCGCGCCUGAUAUCUGUGACGCUAUUGCGGCGGACCUUCAGAGCUCGAGCUCGGAACGGCAGCGGGAGAGAAGUCAUCGCUUCUCCUGCUGCUAUUUAGCACACUGCGUAGGGUUACAGCAGGUUGAGCCUGGAACCAGCUGUCCUCCAAGAUGAACCCUUAUGAAUAAAAGUGAACCUGUUCAGUAAGCUGUUAGCUUCCAGUGGUCAAAGCCAUGCCUGAAGAUUAGAGCCCCCUCUUGCUUACAGCAAUACGAAUAUACAGAAGAUUCUACAUGAUUCUUCAUGUAGACCUUUCUGUGUUUGUCCUGCUGGAUUGAGUCCUUCCUCCCCUACUGUAAUAUCAGCUCUGUCCCUUUCAUACCGCUCCCUCUUGCACUUUCAUGUCCACCUGGGAACAUGUAUCUGCAUUUGAGAAUGGCUCCAACCUAGUCUCAUGCGUCCAAUGAGUGGAGAGUCAGACGGCCCUGCUCCUGAAAGAGUCUCACGGGCCUUCCCUUUGUCAGGCCCUGUGUCUUCCUCAGAGAUGUCCUCACUGCAGUCACUAGGGCCAGUGCAGAGCUGGCUGGGUCAGGAGCUGGAGAAAUGUGGCAUAGAUGCAAUGAUCUACACCCGCUAUGUCCUUAGCCUGCUACUGCAUGACAGCUAUGACUAUGACCUGCAGGACCAGGAAAAUGACAUCUUCCUGGGCUGGGAGAAGGGAACAGGGAAGAAAUGGGGGAAGAGCAAGAGGAAGGGAGGGACUGACCUUAGUCUUGAAGAGAUGAAGAAACAAGCUGCCGUGCAAUGUUUGCGUUCAGCAUCUGAUGAAAAUUCUGGAAUUGAAAGCUUGGUUGAGGAGCUAUGCUCUAAACUCAAGGAUAUUCAAAACAAACAGAAAGAAAAAGAAAAGCAAGGAAAUAAAAAAUCUGAUAUAUCUCAGUCUCCUGAACCAGAUGAAGCAUUUUCUUCUAAGGACCAGGUUGAGAUGUACUAUGAAGCUUUUCCACCUCUCUCAGAAAAAUCUGUUUGUCUCCAAGAAAUUAUGACCGUUUGGAACAAAGCUAAAGCCUGCACAUAUUCCAGCUCAUCAUCAUCUGCUGUCCCGCAAACAAGCACAGACACAUCCUCUCCGAAAGACUGCACUAGCGAAGGUGAAGCUUUUAAAGACCGAACAGCUGAUGCACCCAGUUCCACCACCACUACCAGCGAGAGGGCCCAGCAGCGACGCACUAAGAGGGAGAAGGAAAACCGGUUCCAUGGAAGCGCAACUGGAGUGUCUGAUGAUCAGGUUGCUCCUCAUAGUAAGAGACAGGCGAGACACCGGUCUGAGGGGAGGUUCCGCCCCAGAUCGUGGUCCUCUGGCUCUAGUGAGGCUGGCUCAAGCUCUAGUGGUAACCAGGGUGACCAGACCUCCAGUUGCAAAGCAGUCCGUGUAAGACACAAGUCUCGAGAGGUCAGCAGCAGAAGCAAGAGAGGCCGCAGUGGUGGCGGACAGGUCAAACUGGCCCUAAAAGUCAUCGACAAAGAAGAGCGGAAAAACGCACGUGGCAACAUCAGUACCGCUGGAGGCCCAUCUAAGCAACAGCAGCACUACAUGAAAAAAGGCAAAAGACCUCUGAGGGAAAUCCGCAAAGAUGCUAAUCUGGUUGAGGCACAGGAGUCAGGAGGAGAGGCCAAUAAAAAGGAAUAUAUGGAGGAGCCACUUUGGUACACAGAGCCCAUCUCUGAGUACUUUGUCCCUCUCAGUAGAAGUAAACUGGAGACAAAGUAUCGGAGUAAAGAAGACUCUUCCAGUGACUUAGCUAUGUCCAUUGAUGUGGACUGUCUGUCGGAGAGAAUUCAAGGAAUCUGCAUUGCAAAUUCUUGUUUUCAAAGGGCAUACCUUGCAGCGGGCACUUUUGUGGAUGGCCACUUCAUUGAAGUGCCUGGUGAAGGUGACGAAGAGGCUCCUGAACUGAAUGGGAUUCCAAUCUGCCCUCCUCCUGAAGAUGGUCAAAAUUUAGAUGACGAGCAUCUGUCCGAAUUCACUCACUUCUAUGAAGUUGAUCUUUAUCAAUCCAUAUUGGAUCCUAGUGCCUCAGAUGCGGUACACGAAAGCCGAAUCCUGAACAUGAUUCGGCAGAAGAGCAUUGAGCGAAAACACUUUGAUGCAGGAUGUGUAGUUUUAGAUGGCCUUGAGCUGCAAGGGGAAAGUGCAAUAAGGGUUGAUUCUCUGGGAGCCUCAGAAGCAGAUGUUUCUAUCAAACAAGAUAUGAAAAACAUUGCCCAAGUCUGGGAGUGCUGUUCAUCAUCUAGCUUGGAAGAUCUGGAGGGAGAGAGCUGUCCGGGUGACUCUCCAGUCAGGCUCUCCCCAGGGUUGGACGGUGUUCCAUUCAGCUUUAACAAACUGUCUGGAGCUUUCGUAGGGCCUCAUCUCCAAGAAGCCAGCAGUAGCAUCUCCGCCCUAAACUCCUGUUUUCCGCUUUUUGAGUUGCAGUACGAUAGCCCUACCUUUUCUUUUCCCUGCGACUCACUUACGGAGGGUCAGGACAAUGUAGAUUCAAGUAGCUGUUUAGAUCCACAAGGAAACAAACAAUCCCGUUUGCUCAUUUGGACCAAAAACAGUGCCUUUGAUGAAACAGAACACUGCUCUAACUUGUCGACGAGGACCUGCAGUCCCUGGUCCCACUCAGAGGAGACACGGUCAGAUAGUGAACAGAUCAAUGCUCCAGCAGAUGAACCUGCUCAGUUUGGCAAUGAAGAGGUCAGCUGUAUCUCCCUUAUCCCGCCCUUAUGCCUAGAAGAAGAGCUUUUAGAUUUCUUUCACGAGAACUCUAGUCACCAGCAGGAAGAAACGAGUGUAGGCACCGAGUCCAACCAGCCCUUCAAUAAGAAAUCAAAAUUGGAGUCUGUUUGUGGCAUAGCAUUAGAGCAGGAUGAGAGUAAACUCUAUAAUGCCGUUGUGUUUUCCGACGUCCCAAACCAACAAAGUGAUGAAUACACCUCAGGGAUAAUAAAAGACAUUUGGAUGGCUAUUGGAGACAGAGACUGUGUCUUAACACUCGGGGUAAAGAAUACAGGGGAGCACUUGUUUUCGGAGGAGCCUACCGGCUACCAAUGCAGCUGUCCUGACAAGGAUGUAAAAGGUGAAAUUGUUCAAAAGAAAGCUGUGCAGUGUUCGGAGUACCAUCUUUGGGAUGGUCAGAAAGAGGAUGAGGGACUUCCUAAAAACAAGCUCUCUAAAAUGAAUGAUGGGGAUUACACAACACCGGCCAAGCCCUGGAAUUGUAAUUCACAGGACAGCACCUCCUUUAUCCUCGGUGGGGUGUAUGGAGAACUGAAGAGUCUAGGUGGUGACAGAGAAUGGGCUAUGAUUCCACCCGGUGAAGCCUGUGGCAGUUUGUUACAGUGUGCAGCAGCAACGUCUUCGGACAUGGUAACCAUCGCAGGGGCGGAUGUGUUCAUGAACACAAGCAGUUGCUUUGCUCCUGGCCACAAGCCAUUGUGGAGACCUCUUGUGUCCCUUGGUCAAAAUGAGCAGCCUGCCAAGGGACCGGGGGAUGGUUUGAAUAAGGGAUUUUCCGUUGUCUUCCAUGAAGAUUUGCUCGGAUCGUGCGGAGGCUUCCGUGGAGAAGAGUCAGGACUGGAUUACCCGUUUUCAUCCUUUGAUUUGAACAACCCUUUUUCCCAGGUCCUGCAUGUGGAGUGCUCCUUUGAGCCAGAGGAUAUGGCCUCGUUCAGCCCGGGAUUCAAGCCAAAAUCCAUAUUAUGCUCCGACAAUGAGCCCUUUUGCCCUUGGUUAUAUGGCAUCAACCGGACUCAGUAUCGGGCCAUUCGAAUUUCCCCAAGGACUCAUUUCCGGCCAAUAUCUGCCUCUGAACUUUCUCCAGGUGGGUGCAGUGAGUCAGACGUAGAGUCUGAGAAAGAGGAAGCGAGUCUUCCAGUUGGUCAAGCAGACCUCUUCGAUGACCCACAGGCUGACCUCAAGCCUCUCGAGGAGGACGCAGAGUGUGAGGGCCCUUACUAUGGAAAAUCGGAGUUGGAGUCUGGGAAGUUCCUACCCAGAUUAAAGAAGUCUGGCAUGGAGAAGAGUGCCCAGACAUCACUCGAUUCGCAGGAGGGUGGGAGCACCCUUCUGCCCAUUACUGAACAAGAGAUUUGCGUACAUUGUGAGACGGCAGCAGUUUCGGUGCCAUGUUCUCAUGUGCAGUCCUCUGUUCUUCAACAAGAGGAAUCUAACGGAGAGGCAGAGUCUUGCAAAUACGCUGCAACCGAUCAGAUUCCAAAAAAUGGGAAGUCGCUUGAUGUUGCUCAAGAUAUGCAUGAGUUUCCUUUGUUGAAUUUUGGAGAACAGUGCUUAACUAAUAUGCAGCAAGAAGAGUGCUGGUGGCAAAGUACUCUGUGUUCUCCUUUAUUUCCAGGUUCUCAGUGCGGAGGAAGCAGUAACGUAUGAUUCUUCUGCUGAACGUGGAGGCAUACCAAUGCUAAUUUCCUCCUAUCACUUUCAACCAAAACCCAGAGGAGGGAUAGGAGGACCCUUGCAAGAACAGUGAGCCCAGGGCUUGCAGUGGGCUCUUUCUUAACCAUGCUGUCCUAAGCCCUGUUAUUCCUCAGUCAGUUCAUCUAAAACGGCUUAUCACCAAGAUGAAAACAUAAAGAGAGGAAAACAUGGCAAUAUGUUGAACAAACAGUUAGAUGAUUCUGGUCAACAGCAUUUAUUAUAGACUUGUUUUCAGUCUGUUAAUUCCAAGGUUGAUCAAUUUUGAAAAGAAUAAAAAAAGGCAUAGUUAAGCAUUAAGAUCGUUCUUUAAUUUACCCCUUAUAGAUUUUAGCUUCACUUUUAUGUUUGAUCUAGGAUACACUAUAUCUGUGGUCCUACUGAUUGUGCAUGUGCUUGUGAACCUAGUCUCAGUCCUUCUAAUAGUCUAAGUUUCUGUGACCGAACUAUGAAUACUCGGAAGUCAGGUUGAAAGCACCACGAUUGCAACACCCCCUUCCCUAAUCAGAUCGUUUAGCAUUUUGUCUUCUUUUUUUCCUUUUAAAAGACUUGUAGAGGAUAGAGUUGUGUGAGGUUUGGUGUGUUGAAAGAAAAAGUGCUUUUGUCCCCACCCCACUUUUGUUCUGUUACAUCAGUUGAUGUUCCCCUUUAGUUCAAUGCUGAUUAGGAAGCAUCUUAAAGAAACAAAACAAGAUAGUUUGAAGGAGUAAUAAUACAAUAAAAAAAAAAAAAAAAAAACGAGCUAAUUAAAACAGAAGGCUAAAUGAAGACAAUAGACCCUUGUCCUCAAAAUGCCUGAGUUUCCCUUUUAAUACAGCCAUUGUGAUAAAUGUUUCACAAUUUGCUAGGUUAUUUUGUCCACUUCAGGUAAAAAAAAAUAUAUAUAUAUUUUUUUAUACAUUUGUCAGAUGGCUUGAUUUGCAAAGUCACCUUUCUUAAAAGUUAAUUUUGGAGAGAGUUGUGGUGUGUAAGGACAGUUUACAUUUUCCUGAAUACAAGUAUAGUAAGAUAUCUGGAAAGCAUGUAAAAUAUAAAUGCUGCAGAUAAAUUCUGAGGAAAUAAAAUAGGUAACUGAAUAUUUUUGACCCAACUGUACAAUUUCGUAUUACCUGUUUCUAAGUCUUUACAAACCUACAUCUUACAGUUAAUUGUAGUUACAUCGACAGUUGCAGUUUGGUAUUGUAGACAUAAUUUUAGGUAUUGUUUCUUUAAGUUUAUUGUGAAGUUUACAGUUUAAUUUCAGUGAAUUUUCUUCCCCUUCUUUACCCAACAAAUUUGUGACUACUGAUGAUCCAUAAUAUGGCUUGAUUGUUUUUUUUUGUUUUACAUGAAAAGAAUUGAGUGUUUCCAGUAAUGGCAGUUGAUUGUAGGUUAAUUUCAUAUACUUUUCCUUCUACUUGUUUCAGAAAUAUGUGGCUGUUUUAUUGUGUGCUGAAAUGAAGAGGGGUGUAUAAAAGCAAUAUAGUAUUUUGGCACACCAUAACUCUACAACCUUACAAUAUUGAUGUAUUUUUUGUUUAAAAAAAAAUACAUAGGCCCAAAUUACUUUACCUGCAAAGUUUGAUAAGUUGUUUGCCUAUAUAAAUUUUUUUUUUGUCUGUGGAAUGAGAGGUGGUAGGGGUAUGGUGUUCAUAAUGCAAAAUAUCCAUCAUAAACUUCAUAAAUUUUUGCUCUAAUUCCAAUAUGUAUAUUCACGUUUGUCUGCUUCUUGACCUUAAUGGAUGUCUAGCCUGGCGUCUGCUAGCAUUAAUCUAGGCUGGAUGGGUAUUUCUCCACCGCCCCCCCUUUUCAGUUUGGCUUGAGAUAUGUAAAUUGUUACGAAGUGUGAAUUUACAAAUGAAAUUUCGGAAUUUUUUUUUUUUUUUUUUUUUUUUUUGGCACCCUCAAUGAUUUGGUUUUCUUAGUUAAAAAUGUGUGCAUUUUUUUUCUGUACCAUUGUGGGAAAACUGGUUUUAAAGCAUUACCUAUUAAAUAUUUUAAGGGGGAAUGUGAAUGUGGCAGUUUAAAAAAUCGCCCUAUUCAACAUCAUUGACCAACAGAUACCUUUGAAAAACUAUUCCUUAAUUGGGCUUUAAGUUUCUAAACUUUCGUUGGCAUCAAAUGUCAAAACAUAAAAAGAAAAAAAAAGAAUGAAAAAAAAAAAAAAACAAUAAGAAUAUGCUUAUUUCCCUUAGAAAGUGGGAAAGUUUAUUUUGUUGACCUGUUCUGAGAUACACUUUGGGGUAAAUUGCAGUCUUGACAGGAAAAUCUAUAGAGUAUUUUAUGUAUUGGUGCUAAUAUUCAUACACUACAGCAGAGAUGUAAUCUUCAAGUGUGUGUAAAAAAAAAAAAAAGCCACACACUGAGUCCUUCUAAAAGAUUUGUGCUUAUUUUAACAAACAGGUUGGGCCUUGUUCUUGAGACAAGGUUGAGACCCAAAGUGUGUGAUCCAAGACUGUAUGGAAAAGGCUGUAGACCAUAACUUUGGAGAAAUGAUUUUGUAUGACCCAGUUUGAAACAGCUUGUGUGUGUGUUUGUGUGUUCUCCACAUUAUUUCCUCAUUGUGGUUGUGGGAGUUUGAAUAUUGUUUUACAAAAAUCAUAAAUGAAAUGUAUAGUGAUAGAAACCGAGUGUGAAGGCACAAAGUUAUUUUACUGUAUGCUAUAACUGGAUACAGCAUAUAGACUCCUAUAUUGGAUUUGUAUUUAGUUGACAUAACAUGUUACAAUUCAGUUUAAUUUUUCCAGUUCAGAAUACUGUCAGAUUCCAAAAUUCAAUUACACAUUGUUGGCAUCACUUUCUCUAAUCAGUACCUAAAUUAAUUCUUGUUCUGUCAAGCACUUUGAGUUAAAUAUUGCCGUCCUCCAAAAUUGUUACUUGUAUUACUUGGCUUUAUGUUCCUUAAGAAGCUUGUUUAUGGUGGGUGGGUGACAGAGGACAAAAGCAUUUUAGAUUUAACAAUUUUGAGAAAAUGCAUAUAUAGUAAAUGUGUGUGAGACAGUCAAAUAUAACAACAGCAUAGACCGAUUAUUUACAGUUGAAGAAAUUUGAAAUGGUUCCUCUCUUAGUUUAAACAGACUCAUUUUAAAAUAAAAAAAGAGUGACUUAAAUUUUUUUUUUUUUUUUU